Messenger RNA from Phlebotomus papatasi, 5212 nucleotides. RefSeq names its product collagen alpha-1(XI) chain-like. The coding region runs from base 1 to 5193 and encodes 1730 amino acids. Gene Ontology annotation, molecular function: extracellular matrix structural constituent. The record is from RefSeq and is a predicted model, not a curated record. Lineage: Eukaryota; Metazoa; Arthropoda; Insecta; Diptera; Psychodidae. The transcript has 20 exons.
AUGUUGACUGUGGGAACGUCUGAGAUCUUCCCUAGAGGAUUUCCUAAGGAUUUCUCAGUACUCUUAGGCCUACGCACCCGAACCUCCACGCCAAGUCGCGUACCUCUCUUUUCCAUCUACUCAUCGGAAAGCGAGGAAGUUUUGGCAAUCCUUGUGGGAUCAGAGAUAGCUCUCUACUAUCAGGACAUGAAUGAUCCCCUAAGUGAUCCAAUUCUGGUGCAAUUCCCAUUGAAUAUCAAUGACGAAAAAUGGCAUAGAUUGGGCUUGAGUGUCAAGGGAGAUUCCAUAACACUCUUGGCAGAUUGCACCAGGGAAAUCACCAAGAGAUUUCCGCGAAAAGUCAAUGCGACAAUAGCAACAGAUGGAUUGAUUCUAAUUGGGGUUCAACUGAUGGAGGAAGAGGGUUACUUUACGGGGGAUAUUCAACUUUUCAAGAUUGCCGACACACCAGAUGAGGCUUAUCAAGUGUGCUCCGCCAAACAUGCCCCAUUAUGCAAUGGUGACCACUAUCAGACGACCUCUCCUUAUCUCAGCGUAAACAGAAAGGAGAACCAAUUGGGAAUGGCGUCACGAACAAAUUCCACGCUACAUGAUUCAGCUGUGCAAGCUGAAACUGCCCGCGAGUGGGAUUCCUACGAUGAUCUCUAUGAUUUUGAUGACGACAAUGUCACCAUUAUCAGGGAGUUUCCCGAAGAGACAGUCAACUCAACUGAAUUCAAUGUAACACUGUCUGGUGGGCCGUCUGGCGGAUCGCACUAUUCAAGCUCCUCAUGGAGUUCAUCUAGUGGAGGCGGGGGGUUUUCUUCCUCUCUAGGAAGCAGCUUUGGAGCAAGUGGAGCUCCAAUAUCUUCAACUGGUAGUAGUCUAUUGCCUCUGGGAGGACUAAGCGGAGGGUAUUCAUCCAACGGAAGUCUAGGAAGUUUUUCUUCUUCAACAAGUUCGGGAGAUUUUUCAUCAUCAAGUUUCAACGCAACUCUCGAGGGAGAAUCCUCUGCAGGAAAUGGAACUUCUUCAAGACUUUCCCCAGACAUCUUCGGUAGAACAACUCAGACCAUCAGAUACAUUGAAGGCCCACCUGGGGAAAAGGGCCAAAAGGGAGAACCUGGGAGAGAUGGAAGAGAUGGACAAAGCGGACUUCCCGGACCACCAGGACAUGUUUUCAUGAUUCCCAUCAAUCAAGCUAUUGGAAACGACAAAGGGCCAGAUUCUCAAGUGGAGACCUUUAGGCAUAUGCUGACACAGCACAUGUCAGCAAUGCGAGGUGCCGAUGGACCUAUGGGACUGACGGGGAUACCAGGACCCCAAGGACCUCCUGGAGUUGAAGGCAGCAAGGGAGAACCCGGGGAUGCUGGUGAACCUGGUCCUCGAGGAUUGCGUGGGGCAAUGGGGCCACCAGGCAGGGAGGGAAGACGAGGAAGGGCAGGUAGGGAUGGUGAUAGAGGUGUUUCCGGUCCUAUGGGGCAAAAGGGUGAACCAGGUCCACCAGGAAUGAUGGGAAUACGCGGCCUGAAGGGCGAUAGAGGAAGAACAGGGCCUACAGGACCAAAAGGACAACCUGGUCAUGAUGGUAUUCAGGGAGAAGAUGGACCUCCUGGUCUACCAGGAUUGCCCGGUGAAAUGGGGCCUAGAGGUUUUCCAGGGACACGCGGUUUUCCAGGACCUCCCGGAAGUCCUGGAAUCCCCGGAACUGAAGGACCACCAGGAGCUAAGGGAAAUCAAGGAGGUACAGGACAACCUGGACCACCUGGACAAUUGGGAGUUCAAGGACCAAUUGGUAUACCAGGUCCUCAAGGAAAUCCUGGCCCACCUGGAAUUGCUGGUCCUCCGGGGAAGCCGGGACUUCCUGGAUUAAUGGGAGUGGAAGGGACAGCUGGAAGGCCUGGAAACCCUGGUCAAACUGGUCAAAAAGGCCACACGGGCCCUCAAGGAGUUCAGGGUCCUAUAGGAUUUCCCGGUCAGAGAGGUGUAAAAGGGGAUGAUGGCCCAAGAGGCCUUCCUGGUGACAAAGGUGACAAGGGCGACAGAGGAGCUGACGGAGAAAAGGGUGACUUGGGUACGCCAGGAGACAGAGGAACUCCUGGAAAUGCUGGUGCUCCUGGUGUUGAGGGUCCAGAAGGUCCUAAAGGAUUUGAAGGGCCCCGUGGUGAAGUUGGUAGUGUAGGAUCACCAGGUCCGCCAGGACGUCCAGGUGUACAAGGACCUCCAGGAUAUCCUGGUGUGGCAGGCGACAAGGGAGAUAAGGGAGCAACUGGUGCUCAGGGAAAUCAAGGGCAUAAAGGAGAAAGAGGGCAUGCAGGUAUCCCUGGCGAGAGAGGACAAGUUGGACCAAGAGGAAUGAGAGGAGCACGAGGAAGAGCAGGAUCUGAAGGUGUUCCGGGCCCAAAGGGAGAUACAGGUCAACCAGGACCUCCAGGUCAAGCAGGUCAAGUUGGAUCUCAGGGGCCAGAAGGUCCUAGAGGAUUCAUAGGUCUUCCAGGUCCUCCUGGUGUCAAUGGAAAAGACGGAAUUCCUGGACCACCAGGAGAAAGAGGCCCUCCGGGUGCUACGGGGAACCAAGGACCACCGGGAAAUAUUGGAGUGGUUGGACCACCAGGACAAGUCGGCGAACCCGGCCCACAGGGUGAAGCUGGACAACCUGGUCCACCAGGAAUGCCAGGUGAAGCUGGAUUACCAGGCGAUACUGGAAAAGAUGGUUUUCCAGGACCUCCUGGUCCAAUUGGAAAACCAGGUGAUACUGGUCCAGCAGGUCUGCCAGGAUUUCCCGGCGAGAGGGGACAUACUGGACAACCGGGUUUGGCAGGUUUAAAAGGCGAAUCCGGUCUUCCAGGCGUCCCAGGACUUCCUGGGGACAAAGGACAACAAGGUGAAGCUGGUAGAGAAGGACCUCCGGGACCAGAAGGACGACAAGGUCCUCCAGGUCCUGCUGGGGCUCCUGGAGCAAAGGGUGAAGUGGGAAUAAAAGGAGCCACAGGACCAAUGGGGAGAGAUGGAGUUAUGGGAAUGCGUGGAUUGCCUGGCCCACCAGGUCCUGCUGGGGCUCCGGGUGAAGAUGGGGAUAAGGGUGAAAUUGGUCCGCCGGGUGAAAAGGGAUUCAAGGGCAGUCAAGGUGAAGCUGGUCCUAUGGGUCCACCGGGGUCUUUAGGACCGCGUGGAGAGCCUGGCGUUGCAGGAGUUCCCGGUGAAAAGGGCCCUCCAGGUGAUGUUGGUCAUCGUGGGCACAAGGGAGAAGAUGGACCAGUCGGUUUACCUGGCUCUAGAGGUCCUGUUGGCCCUCAAGGUCUUCCCGGUACUUCGGGUACAAAAGGAGAAAGAGGCGAUGAUGGACUUCCUGGAGCUCUUGGUCCCGCUGGACCACCUGGAGAGGCCGGAAGGCGUGGACUAAGAGGUCCUGAAGGUGCAAGAGGGCGCCCUGGACCACCUGGACCACAGGGUAAAAUUGGUGAAACAGGCCCUGCAGGUCCGCCGGGUCCAAUUGGCCCAGUUGGAAAAGAUGGUGAUAGAGGUGCUCCUGGACCAAAAGGCGAAGAAGGAAAAUCCGGUGUACCUGGAGCACCGGGGAAACCUGGUCCAGCUGGCAUUGAGGGCUCAAAAGGACCUCCUGGUCCACCAGGCUUCCCUGGUAAUCCCGGAGAGCCCGGUUUGCCAGGAAUUAAGGGCGACACAGGAAAACCUGGCGAGCCUGGAGCUGCAGGUGAACCUGGAUUGCCAGGUGAAAUAGGACCUAUAGGCAAGGCUGGGGAUCAAGGACCUCCAGGGCGUCAAGGUCCUGAAGGUCCAGCUGGACUUCAAGGUUCCCCUGGACAACCAGGAGAGAAGGGUGAUAUUGGACUGCAGGGUGUUCCCGGAGAAGCAGGAAUUCCUGGACCUCAGGGACUACCAGGACCUGUAGGUCCACCAGGAAAUCUCGGACCAGUUGGUCCAGCUGGAGAUGUGGGCCCUCCAGGCAAAGAGGGCAAAGAUGGGCUUCCUGGAAAAAUAGGUGACGUAGGUCCGAAAGGUCAAAAAGGCUCACGCGGUUUGCGUGGCUUUAAGGGUCACCGAGGAUUUAUUGGAGAACCCGGAAGAAUUGGAGAGCCAGGGGAGAAGGGUAAUAUGGGCCUGAGGGGGACAAUGGGAGCCCCUGGACCCAAAGGGGAGACUGGAAAGAUGGGAAUGAUGGGACUGAAGGGAUCUGACGGGCCUCCUGGUGAACCUGGCCCAGCUGGACCUCCUGGUCCUAAGGGAUCUGAAGGUGUGGCUGGAAAUAAGGGUGAAACAGGUCCUGCUGGACCACCUGGACCUCCUGGUCCUCAAGCAGAGCCACCCCUUUUGCCACCUGAACUUCUUUUCCAAUUGAAUGAGUUUUCACCGACAAAAGGCGAGGACAGGGCAAAGAGAGAUCUCGAGAUGAUAGAUAAAUUGAUGGACAUGGAUGAUGACGAGCUGAAUGAAUUUAUGGGAGUGACAAAGCCUUCAGGGAGGAAGAAUGGUCCGAGGAGAAAAGUAGAGAAUGAUGAUUUGAGUGCUCAAUUCCUUGACAUGUAUAGCUCAAUUCAUGCUAUGCGCCUGGAGUUGGAGAGAAUCAGAAAACCACUUGGGACAAGGGACAAUCCAGCACGAUCGUGCAAAGACCUCUACUAUGGCCAUCCAAGUUUUGCCAAUGGAUGGUACUGGAUUGAUCCGAACCUGGGGAUGAUUGAUGAUGCGAUUUAUGUCUUUUGCAACCUAACAGCCCAAGGAGAAACAUGUGUAUUUCCUGAUGUUCACACUUCCCAGAUGCAAAAUAUUCCCUGGCGUCGAGAGAAUGACAGAACGGAUUGGUAUUCAAAUCUUCGAGGUGGUUUUCAAAUUACAUACGAUACGACAGGAUUAGUUCAGAUGACUUUUUUGCGACUUCUCUCCCAGGAGGGUGUUCAAAACUUCACCUACACAUGCAUCAAUAGCGCCCCAUGGUUCAAUGAGAAACUCCAGAAGUAUGACACAGCGAUUAAAUUCAUGGGUGAUAAUGAAGUGGAAAUAACUCAUGACAAUCCAGCAAUAUCCCCAAAUGUUCUCUUCGACGGAUGCAAGUCCGGAAAGAGCAACAGCGAAACUGUAUUUGAGGUGAAAACCAAAAAGCUCAAUUAUUUGCCAAUUAUCGAUUUCUACCCCAUCGACUAUGGAUUGCCAAAUCAAGCUUUUGGCUUUCAUGUAGGGCCUGUUUGUUUCAAAUAAACAUCGUUUCAUAGGAAAA